AUGGAGCCAAUCAAUCGAGAUGGAAAAAUACGAGAGCAAGUUGAGCUUGAGGACCGCAUGAGGCGCGAAUACAAAAGAAAAUGGGGAAUGUUGGCAAAGAAGAGCACAAAUGAAUUCUACAGCCCCGGGCAUAUAAACAGGGAGUUUAGGGAGCGCUUCAAGAAGGAAACCGAAAUCUACCCCUAUGAGUACACCGGAAGUGGAGAUUCAUUCUUCGUAUCAAAAGACAUGUAUGAUAAUUUAGUUAAAAUUUGUCGUUGCGGAAGAGAAAAAACCGAAGGGCAUGUACUCAAAUGCCUACAAAGGGUUAAGGCAAAGUACAUUGAAGAUAUUCAAGCAUCUGGAAGUGAUGAGAGGAAUGAAAGUCAAAAACAAACCACCACCACCAGCAACUUCCUGCGGCGUCUCCCACCUACUUCAGCAGGCAUUGUAGGCUGGCCCCAGCAUACGUACCAACAAUGGGAAAAAUCUACAAAAUACAUCUCACCACGCUACACAAUGCCCGGCCCUCGAAUUCAGGAUCAACCGUAUGGGAGUAUUUUUAUCGGUUAA
Molecule: messenger RNA, 552 nt
Organism: Lutzomyia longipalpis
Lineage: Eukaryota; Metazoa; Arthropoda; Insecta; Diptera; Psychodidae
Exons: 3
Coding region: 1-552 (183 amino acids)
Source: RefSeq, a predicted model, not a curated record